Messenger RNA from Thamnophis sirtalis, 945 nucleotides. The record is from RefSeq and is a predicted model, not a curated record. Lineage: Eukaryota; Metazoa; Chordata; Lepidosauria; Squamata; Natricidae.
AUGAACUCCGCGCCGGUUUUCCUGGACGCCGGGGCCGUGGAGAAACACUGGCCCGCCUCCGGCGCCCUCCUCUCGGCUCUCGAAGCCGCCUUGGCCGCCUUCUCCAGCGGGGCCGAGGGCGGCGUGGUGCAGCCGCUGCGCACCGUCGUCCCGAUCCAGAAGCACAACGGGACAUCCAAUGUGUAUGCUUAUUUAAUGCCUGCAGUUUCAGAAGUCCUCUGCAUUUUAGGAGCUGGCGUUCAAGCCUACAGCCACUACGAACUUUUCACACAGCUCUUCUCCUUUAAAGAGGUUAGGAUCUGGAAUCGCACCAAGAAGAAUGCAGAAAAGUUUGCUAGCAAAGUGAACGGACCGGUACGGGUCUGUUCCUCGGUCCAGGACGCUGUCAACGGGGCGGAUGUGAUUGUCACCGUCACAAUGGCCACUCAACCCAUCUUGCACGGAGAGUGGGUGAAACCCGGAGCCCAUAUAAAUGCUGUAGGAGCCAGCCGGCCUGAUUGGCGAGAACUAGAUGACAAUGUAAUGAGCAAUUCGGUAUUGUAUGUCGAUUCGAAAGAGGCGGCUCUGCGCGAAUCUGGAGAUGUUAUUUUAUCAGGGGUAAGGAGGUCGAUGGUUUUCAUCCCCCAAUUGUCUGUGAUUUUUGAAUCCUUUUCAGGGAUGGCGAUUGAAGACACCAUCACAGCAAAAAUGGUGUUUGAAGGUUGGUCGGCCAGCGGAUGAGUUCUGCAACCGUCUGAUGCUCUCGAGCCACAGAAUAAUAAAAGGAAGAUUGUUUCUGAGCAUAAAUAGCUAAUAUUGCACAAUAAACUGUCUUACUAGGUUACAAUAGCAAGAUAAAUAGUAACGUAACAGAAGAAUCAAAUGAUUUUUCUCAGUGUUUCUCAAGCUCAGUGACUUUCAGAUAUGUGGACUUCAACUCCCAGAAUUCCCCAGGCAGAAAACUUU